AUGUAUGUAAGCUAUAAAAAGAAUGAUGGUACACAAGUUAAAGCUCCAUUAGACAACAACUGCUACUUAAACUUAUAUGGAGACGAACAAAAGAAAUAUUUAAGAGUUUAUGAAAUGGCAGAUAUGACAUUGCCUGACCCAGCUCCAGCACCAUAUUAUUAUGACUAUGGAGAUGACGACAGAACACCACAUGUAGAUGAACAAAAGCUAACAUUAUAUUUAGAUUAUUAUAGAUAUAAAAGAUAUAAUGCAAUAGAAAAAACGAGAAUAGUAUAUUAUUAUACAGAUGACAGAAAUAAAUAUUAUAGUCAAGAUUUUACCUACCCUGAAAACAUAAGAUUAUAUUAUAAAAAAUAUUCUGACACAAACCAGAAGAAACCUGAAAUAGUUGCACUAUAUUUUAAGUUCAAAAGAGACAAUCCUAUAAUAUCUCAUAUGUUUGAUUUAAUGAACCCAGUAGGUUCUAUUUAUACAUCUAUGGAAGCAAGAGGUCCUCAAGUAAUGUUUGGUGUUGGUGCAUGGGAACAAAUAGUCGACAG
Messenger RNA from Trichomonas vaginalis G3, 539 nucleotides. RefSeq names its product phage tail repeat-like family. The record is from RefSeq and is a predicted model, not a curated record. NCBI's taxonomy places the organism in Eukaryota, Parabasalia, Trichomonadida, Trichomonadidae. The annotation marks the transcript as partial. The transcript has a single exon.